ACUCCCUAAGUUCUUCCUAUGCUCUGCUGCUACCAGGAGGACUCAACAUGUUGGGAACACUGUUUGGCUCUGCCAUAGGAGGAGCUCUGGCUGUGGCAGGGGCACCUGUGGCCCUGGCUGCCAUGGGCUUCACUGGGACAGGCAUUGCAGCUGCCUCCAUAGCAGCCAAGAUGAUGUCUGCUGCAGCAAUUGCCAAUGGAGGUGGAGUUGCAGCAGGAAGCCUGGUAGCCACACUCCAAUCAGCAGGCCCGUCAAGUCCACUGUGCAGGAAGACACACCCAGUGACUGAAGACAGCUGCUGAAAUAAGUUUCGAUUUCCCCAGCUCUCUCCAGGCCCGACAAAUCCACUCUAGUUGAAGAUACACCCCGUGACUGAAGACAGCCAAUAAGAUAGGUUUCUAUUUCCCCAGCUCUCUCCAGGCCCGACAAAUCCACUCAGAUUGAAGAAACACUCAGUGAUGGAAGGCAGCCAAUGAGAAAAAUUUCCAUUCCCACUGCUGUUUUGGCUGGGAAGAAAAAUUCACUAUUCUUUUACUGAGGGUUCUGAGUGUUAAUCGGUUUACAAAGUAUUGUAAAAUAUAACACGUUUGCCAGUGGGUUUUUUUCCUUCCAGUGACAGUGCUGUGGGAGAAACUUGAAGUAAUAAAAUUGAGGUUGUAAACAUU
Molecule: messenger RNA, 665 nt
Organism: Mus musculus (house mouse)
Lineage: Eukaryota; Metazoa; Chordata; Mammalia; Rodentia; Muridae
Gene: Ifi27l2a
Product: interferon, alpha-inducible protein 27 like 2A
Exons: 4
Coding region: 48-302 (84 amino acids)
Cellular component (GO): nuclear inner membrane; membrane
Source: RefSeq, marked validated